AUGUCCCGACAGCGUGCGAGCAGACCAAAAGUGCGUUCUGGCUGCCUUACGUGCAAGGCUCGUCACGUUAAAUGUGACGAGGAGAAGCCCGUGUGCGCCCGAUGCCUGCUCGGCGGGCGGACCUGCGCGUAUGGUACGCCUAAAUCAUGCUCUGUCGUCAUUGUACCGCUACCACGCACCCUUGCCCCAUCUCCAGAGGUCGAUUCAACCACUGCGAAAGCCUUGGAGCUAUUCUUUCUGCGAACGGCUCCACAGCUUGCCGGCAACUUUCAACAAACCUUCUUCCAGGGUAGUGUUCUGCAACUCAGUCUCAGCGAGCCUGCCAUUCGUCAAGCAAUCGCGGCCCUCGGCUGUCUCCAUGAACAUUCCACGGCAGAUAAUCUCCAAUCUUCACGUCGAAAUGCCUUAAUACCGGGGCUGCCAAUCAAAUUAUAUAAUAAGGCCAUCCGGUCGCUGAUAGAAAAGCUCGCGACAGAUCCUCAUAAUGCCCAAAUAGUUGCGAUCGUGAAUAUACUCUUCAUAUGCUUCGAAUACUUCCAGGGGAACCUCGAAGCCGCUGCAGCGCAUAUCAGAAGCGGGAUCAACCUUUUAAACUGCUGGCGUCAAAAUAGUCGCAAACAAUUAAGCCGGCCAUGGGGCCAGCAAUACGAUUCAAAAGAGGCCAACUUCAUGGAAACGGAGAUUGGGCCACUCCUUUCACUCUUCAACAUCAAUUCUUUACAAUGGGACGCAGACACACACACCACCUUAUUUCUAAACCCAGUCGACGACGAGGGAAACAUUAUUCUACCCGAAAAGUUCUACUCGAUCGAGGAAGCCAGGGCCACUCUUCUUGACUUAAUUGCGUCUGCAACCUUGCAUUUCCAACAAUACGAUUUAUUUUCAAAGCAGCACGGCCCCUCCGACACGCAACUAUCUAUCCUCCACGAGCUUGUGGCAUAUGAUAGGGAGCAGUGGAACUCCAAAUUCGACGAUUUUGUUCGCUGCAAGGAGCACACAUGGAACGAAAGCGAGCAGCGAGCAGCCGACACCGUAAGAAUUAUGUCCUUCGGCUUUGACUGCCAGAUCGGCACCUAUCAACAACAACGAGAAACCGUCGCCAUGGACUGGGACAUCAACCGCUCUGAGUACGAAUCAGCUGUGAUGACACGACUAUCUCAUUUAUCGUCCGAUGCCACCCAAUCUACCGAUGAUUUGUCGAAAGCCUUCAGUUUAGAUUUCGGAAUGGCCUUCCCCUUGCAUUCCAUCGCUUGGAGGUCGACCUGGUCACAUACUGAUCGCCAUGGACUCGAUCUGCGAACUCGUAUUGCUCAACCCGAGUUACUUCAAUGUACAAAACCUUACAACUCAAUCUCAUCUCGGAUGAAAGAGCUCGAAGAAUUGUAUCAGGAUUGGUCUCCGGAGACGGCUCUUGCGGAGGGUCACCCACCUCCGAGGCGAGUUUGCAUUCACGAUUUCAGUGUGGCCGGCGCUUCUCAAGUGCAGCAGGGACAAUCUCCUUCAUUUUCCGUAACCUUCUGGAGCAAGCCGGAUGGACCGCGGGGACCUUGGUACUGCUUGACGGAGGUUAUGCAAUUAGGACCUGGGAUGCUCACAGAAAGUCUUGCAGCGUCCUGA
Molecule: messenger RNA, 1617 nt
Organism: Penicillium manginii
Lineage: Eukaryota; Fungi; Ascomycota; Eurotiomycetes; Eurotiales; Aspergillaceae
Product: Zn(II)2Cys6 transcription factor domain-containing protein
Exons: 3
Coding region: 1-1617 (538 amino acids)
Biological process (GO): regulation of DNA-templated transcription
Molecular function (GO): zinc ion binding; DNA-binding transcription factor activity, RNA polymerase II-specific
Source: RefSeq, a predicted model, not a curated record